This is a messenger RNA of Bactrocera dorsalis (oriental fruit fly), 7481 nucleotides long. RefSeq names its product serine/threonine-protein kinase Pak (gene Pak). NCBI's taxonomy places the organism in Eukaryota, Metazoa, Arthropoda, Insecta, Diptera, Tephritidae. Gene Ontology annotation, molecular function: protein serine/threonine kinase activity; ATP binding. The transcript has 8 exons. Gene Ontology annotation, biological process: intracellular signal transduction; protein phosphorylation; regulation of MAPK cascade. Gene Ontology annotation, cellular component: cytoplasm. The coding region runs from base 1126 to 3960 and encodes 944 amino acids. The record is from RefSeq and is a predicted model, not a curated record.
UACUAUUUUGACAUAAUUUAGCGUUUUAUUGUAAAAUAUACGCAGGUUUAUGAUAAAUUCGAAAACAUUACCAAAGUUUAUUAAAAGAAUUGUGAAAAAAUUCGAAUAUUUCACAUAAAGCGCCCACACGAAUGCAACCUUUGGCGAGUGUGACAGUAGACAAGAAACGAUAGCAGCGAUAGAGUGCAGUUAGCUUUUUUCCAUGGUGUGUUUGUGUUGUCCAAUAAAUCCAAGAAAUGGCAAAGUUUAACUUGCAGACAACUCCAUAAAAUUUAACUAAAAAUCUAAAUUUAUUUUUAACCAUUUAUAGAAUGAUAGUGCAUAAUCGCUGUGAACUUUUCUUUUCAUAUUGAUACAAUGAUUAGCUUGGAACACCGUCGCGAAAGUUACUGUUUGAAUCGUCAUCCUUAAUUUUUUCUUCGUCAGUCAAUGCGAUUUUUCACUCCUUCAUUACCUUUCAGUACUUCAUCCGCUCAUUAAUUUUUUUUUAUCUUGCACUCGGCCAUAAUUUUUUGAUUGUAUGUUCAAAAGUGCAGAGUUAAGAAAAUUGAAAUGAAACUAAAGUGAAAGAAAAAGCGAGAAGGAACGGCAAGACUAAUCAAACGACCGAGAGGCAAGUGGACGCAUUUCCUGCUCCACAAAAAGUUGAUUAAGAAAAAAAGAUAUAUUGGUUGAAAACUGAAAAGAAUUUAAUUAAAAUCGUGAAAGGUGUUGUUAGUUGUUAAAAAAAAUUACUUGUAAAAAGAGAAAAAGCUAGAACAGCACAACGAAAAAGCUGAAUUACAUUUACGGGAAUUGUCACCAGCUGCUGCUGUCGACCAAUUACGCUGACACUUGCAUUCCAAGUUUUGGAGACAACCAUAAACGGAAUGUAGCAGUUUAACCUCGGUAACAGCACAUAGGGAAAGGAAGGAGGUGGUAGUGUUUCUAAGAACCUCGUCUUUUAAAAUAUUGGCGCCCACAGUUGAACGCUUGCCGGUCAUCGACGCGCCUCAGUUGGGUAUCAUUCGUCCAACCAAUCGCAACUACACUCUAUACCAAUAUCCAUUUGCAGAGCUACAAAACGAAAAACAUCAACAACAGCAACAUCAUCAUCUCCCCAAACCGCUGCAGCAACGGAAAAAAAUGUCCAGCGAAGAGGACAAACCACCAGCGCCGCCUGUGCGUUUGACCAGCAAUCGCGGUGGCGAUCGUGUCGGCGGUAGUGCCAUCAACACGGGGGUUGGUGUAGGUGGUGCUGGUGAUGGACCACCCGUCGAUAUGCGCCCGUUGCCCAAAGAGCCAGAUGAUCCCGAUCGUAAGAAAAAGACACUAAAAAAUAAGAUAAAAGGUUCGAAGCCCUCGCAUACAGACUCUAAACCAAAUAUAUCUUAUCCCACAAAUUUCGAGCAUACCGUGCAUGUGGGCUUCGAUGCGAUCACCGGUGAAUUUACGGGCAUGCCGGAGGCGUGGGCGCGUCUACUGAUGAACUCCAACAUCAGCAAACAAGAGCAGAAGAACAACCCACAAGCUGUGCUGGAUGUUCUCAAGUGGUUUGACAAUACAACAAAGCAGCGGCCAAGUUCCAAAUACAUGACAAAUGCCAUUACGACGCAUUCAGGCUCCUCGCUAAGUCGCGUUAGCAGCAGCAGUCCUAGCAGCACACCAACAGACUCAGAGUUACACGCUUCGAAUAGUGGCGGCAAUUUGAUUGGCGUCAAUCUCAGCAAUCUAAGCCUUGGCGGUACAAAUGCGAAUACGAAUGCCAACACUGUCGGUUUGAUCGGUCAAUUGGGCGGCAGCAUUGGCGGUGGUAUCGGUGGUGUGGGGCCGACGGUACAUGGCAAUCACCAUCAGACACACAGUGGCGCUUUGAGUCAAUCACAUUCGUAUAAUUUUGGUGGAAAUACGGCCUCCUCAUCUUCGCAACAUUCGUCCGCCAAUGAAGAUGAUAUAUUGGGUGCGCCACAACCGGCGCCACCGCCGAUCGCAUCGCGACCCGAACGCACGAAAUCGAUCUAUACGCGUCCCAUUGAGGGGGCGGUGUCUGUGUCGGAGGGCAUUGAACAUUUGCGUGCGGUCACGCCAACCACGCCGCUACAACAACUGCAACAACAACAACAACAGCAGCUGCAACAACACCAACACCAGAACAAUGUUGCGCAACCGCAACAGCAACAAUACCGCACGCCGAAUAACGCAAUUGCGACAACCGCAGGCGUCGCCGCCACAGCUGCAGCAACAAGUGCGACAACAACAACCACGUUGGAUAAGAACAAAAAUAACGAAACAGCAGCAGCAAAGUCAGCAACAGCAACGUCCGAGUGCGUUGCGACUGCGCCGCCUCUGCCACAGCAAACUGUUGAGCCUGUCGCUACGCAUGCAUCGACAUCCAUUUGUAAUAUAACCGCAACGUUGUUGACUACGUCGACGACCAUUGCCAGUAAUCUUGAUAGCAAUACGAGUGUUAUUGGUGUCAUUGGUACUUGUUCUACUUCUAUCAUUACUGCUACUGCUACUGCUAGUCCUACUAACAUUGCAACAGUUGACACAACUACUACUACAACAACAAGAACAACAACAGCUACUAACUCCACUGCUAGCACUCAUUUGCAAUUUAUCGAUUGUAAUGCUACGACGACUAAUCACGAUUCUUCUGCUUCCUCCUUUUCAUCGUUUCCAUCAUUUAAUGACGAUGCGUCGCUGCUGCCACCCAUCUAUUGUCCAUCGGUGUCUUCCUCCAUCUGCGAAUCUGUGGCGAUGUCAACGCCACCACCACCACCCUUACCGACGCCUACUACCAUUACAACCACAACAAUAACACCGGCCACACCAAUCUCCGGUGGUGAACUAACAUCUGCCGCUGUACAAAUAUACGCCACACCGGUUGGUGGCGACACCUCGUCUGCAGACCUCUAUACUACCGAUCCAAACACGAAACGUUUGACGGGCUCACCAGCAGCAGUGCCACAACCGCAACAGGCGAACACGACACCAGCACAAUUGGUGACACCAUCAGCGGUGGCACCGAGCACGGCGGCUACAGCAGCUCCGCAGCCACGCUCAGGCACCGCCAAGAAGAAGAAAAUGUCCGAUGAAGAAAUAUUGGAGAAAUUACGCACUAUCGUUUCGGUUGGUGAUCCGAAUCGCAAGUACACCAAGAUGGAGAAGAUCGGACAGGGCGCAUCGGGCACGGUAUACACAGCGAUCGAGUCGUCUACCGGUAUGGAAGUGGCCAUUAAGCAGAUGAACUUAUCGCAACAACCGAAAAAGGAACUAAUCAUCAACGAAAUACUUGUUAUGCGAGAGAAUAAGCAUCCGAAUGUGGUGAAUUAUUUGGACAGUUAUUUGGUGUCCGAGGAAUUGUGGGUGGUGAUGGAAUAUCUGCCAGGUGGUUCGCUCACCGACGUUGUCACGGAGACGUGCAUGGAUGAGGGUCAAAUAGCGGCAGUUUGUCGCGAAGUGUUGCAGGCCUUGGAGUUCCUGCACUCCAAUCAGGUGAUACAUCGUGACAUCAAGAGUGAUAACAUACUGUUGGGCCUGGACGGCUCAGUGAAGCUGACGGAUUUCGGUUUCUGUGCGCAAAUCUCGCCAGAACAGUCGAAACGCACAACAAUGGUGGGCACACCGUACUGGAUGGCACCGGAGGUGGUGACGCGCAAACAAUACGGACCCAAGGUCGACUUGUGGUCACUCGGUAUUAUGGCUAUUGAGAUGGUUGAGGGUGAGCCGCCGUAUCUGAAUGAGAAUCCAUUGAAAGCCCUGUACCUCAUUGCCACAAAUGGCAAGCCAGAAAUCAAGGAGAAGGAGAAACUAUCGACAGUAUUUCAAGAUUUUCUAGAUCAGUGUUUGGAAGUCGAUGUCGAACGACGUGCAAGUGCACACGAUUUGUUGAAGCAUCCUUUCCUGAAAUUAGCACGUCCAUUGGCUAGCCUAACGCCUCUUAUUAUGGCCGCCAAAGAAGCCGCUAAAGGAAACUGAUUAAAGAAGAAGCAUUAAUUUAAUUUACAUAAAAGUGAUGAAAUUAGAACUUAACACACUUGAAAGAAAACAAAAAAACAAAUAUAUAUACAUACAUACAUUUAAACAAUAACAAUAAAACUAGGAACGAAAAUUAUGUAAUUCAUAACACCACGACACGAAGGCAACACGAACAGUUACACUUGCAUAGUUGCAGUUUAGACACGUAUUAAAUUGAUAUAUAUAUAUAUAUAUACAUAUAUUGAUCGUAUAUUUACGUUUUAUUAAGCGCAAAAUGAGAGCAAGGCACGCAAUCGUUUUAUUAUAGCUAUAUAGCAUAUAUAGUUUGUACCAUAAAUUGCGCGUGAGUUUCGAAAAUGGGCCAAGGUGUUGCAUAGCACACAGAAAUCAGCGUGUGGUAACGAUUGAAAUGUUUGGAGAAAACAAAUAUACGAAAUUGUAAUUAAUUUUCGUUUGGCAUUUGAUAUUGCUAUAUAAUGUAUAAAAAAGAAAUGUUACCGUAAUUAUUUAUAAAUUAGCGCGGCACAAGUGUUGCUGCUAUAUUAUUUUGAAAAUUAUCAUUGAAAAAAAAAUUGAUUGUUUCGUUGAAAACUAAAAUAUAUAAAAAAUCAUAUAAUGCAUUACUCGCACAUAUUCCUUGCAUUACGCGGGUGUUUUCAAAUGUAUUUUAAAUUCAUUGGAAGAAAUUAAGUUUUAUUUUUGUAGGUUUAACAUUUUAUAUCAGCUGGUUGGCAUUUAAAAUGUCUCCUUGCGUAAUAUUUUAUUUCAUUUCAUUUGAUUUGUAUUUAAAUUAAUUAUUGUUAUUAGUACUUUAACGUGAGAACGAUUACAUACAUACAUUUAACAGAGAAACUGAGACAAUUUUUGUAAGACUAUGUCAUUCUAAUUACAUACAAUUUAAUUAUAAUUAGCAUUUUAUACAUAAUUAUAAAUUAUAAUUAACGAAAGUUAAGUAAAGUAAACAAACAAACAAGCAAAAGUAACACCUUAAAACGCUCUACUACUUACUGACAACUUUAUUUAUAUAAUAUAUAUUUGUAACUAUAGAAAACUUCAAAGCAAAUUUGGUUUAUUUUUAUGUUGCUAAUAAGUGGCAGAAUUGAAUACUGUUACACAUUUAUUAUGAUGAGUUCUAAGUGACGAUUUUUAGUGUAGUCUUUUCAUAAGAAAAUCAAAGAUCCGAACGCAUUUGCUGGUGUAGCGCUUGAGUAUUGUUUAUUGAGUUUGAACUUGAAAAAUGAAUAUCAAAUAAUUUUGUAGUGAAGUAGCGUAAUAUCGGGCUGUCAAAAUUGUCUGAAAAUGAGUUUUGCUUGAUUCAAUCGCGACUCUAUAUAUUACAAGUUUACAGUUUGAUAGCUGCCUGUUCCCGCUUCUCAUUUAGUGGUUGUUGCUCUUACUAUUCUAGUUUUUGCCUGAUUUCUAAUCACAGAACACUAUACCUUAACGUACCUUAGCACUAACCCUUAACGUGGUUUGUAACAUCUAAAAAAACGUCGGAAAUCCUAUAAAGUAUAUUUACAAAUGAUCAGCAAGACGAACUGACUCAAUUUAACCAUGUUUUUCCGUAUAUAUGCAAACUAGCUUCUCACUUUUUUAUAUAUCGAACUAAUUUCAAUCAAUAUCGGAUCACUAUAGCGUGUAGCUGGCAUGCGAACAGAAAGAUCUAAAUCAUGUCCUUGUUUGGAGCAUCCUUCUAUUUGACAAGAUAUAUUGAGGAAAGUUGGCAGUAUAGCUGCCAUACAAACUUACCAAUCAAAAUCAAGUCCUUGUAUUGAAAGCUUUUUCAUUUAACAAGAUAUUUUCACGUAAUAAGGUGUAUAUAAAUUUCCAAAAAAUCUUCGCAGAAUUUGUUAAAAUCGUUCAAACCAAUCAAAAACAAGUUAUUUUAUGAAAACUUUUUUAUUUGCGAAGAGUAUUUCAGCUUCGGUGCAACUGCAGUUAAUUUGUUUCUUGUUUUUAAUUUAAAUUACAAAAUAUCGUCUUGAAAAUCAACGAGCUGAAAACCCAGAAUUAACAUUCUUUCUAUAAAACAAUAUUUAAUUUAGUAAAUUCAAUGAAGUUUUUAAUUUUUGUUUUUUUUUUCGAUUGUAACAUAUCGUUGCAUUUCGCUUUCUCAUCUGACAUAUUUUUAAUUGGGAAAGUCGCUAUGGUUUGUAUAUGACAUGACAGUAUAUUGAGAUUUUUUUAUUUACCACAUUCAAUAAGUAAGCACACAUUACUGAUAGUUUGUUUGUAUUUGCAAAAUACAAAAUUACUACAUUAAAGAAAGACACAAACACACAGACGAAGAUGAACGUCGGUAGAAAACUAUACACAAAGUAAAAUAAAACAACACCAACAAUAAUAAGAACAAAUUCAAUAGCGUUUAGUGAUUACUAAGUAAUAAUUAAUUUCGUAGAUCGAACUACCAUAAAAAAUGAAUAGUACUUAAAUACACAAAAAUACCGACAACAAACAAACCCAAAUAUGUAUGUUUGCAUAUUUGUAUUUAAUAAUAGUAGCACUUAGAACCUAAACGAAAUUAGGACUUGUAUGUAUAAAUAGUAUUUUUCCAAUUUGCAAGUGAGCCAACCGGCGCGACUUGUAUGUUAUAGGUAUGUGUGUGCGUUUGUAGCCAGAACAGGAAGUAUAAUUACAAACAGAUACUGCUAAUUAAAUCAAUAUAAAACAAAAAAAAAUACAACAAAAAUAUGCAAAUGAAAAAGUUGGAGCAAAGUUAAAAAAUUAACGGUGAUGGGUUGAAGAAUGUUGGCGAGCAAAUAAAAUAAUAAUAGAAAUCAUACUUUGUGCCUAACUGUAAAUUACUAAAAAACCAAACAAACAAAAAAGAAUAAAAAAUAUAACUAAAAACUGUAUGAAGCAAAAAAAUUUAAUUAAAACACAAAAACAAAUACACUCGACACUAUACUAUAAUAUACAAAUAUAUGUAGUAAACAACCAUAGACCACUGCAAACAAACAAUAGAGUACUAUAAAUAAUUGAAACAAUGAUUUUUUUUAUCCCAAUAAGGAAAAUUUAACUUUUAUUUCGUUAAAAUAAUUGAUAAAAAGUAUCUCAAUUUCAGAUUAAAGCAAAUCAUUGGCAGAGAUGGUAAGAUUUUAAAAUUAAAUUCUACUUAUUGUAAUAGUAACAAGAUUCUAAAGACUCGUGAAGUGGUUUGUAGGCAAAAGCACUGUAAAACUGUCGAAAUAUAUUUUAUGACACAAAUCAAUUGGCUUCCGACAGACGAGGGAAAGUAGACACGUACAUAAGUAUAUGUAUAUGAUUUAUCGUUUCAUUUUAUAAUGGAGUUCCUAGUUCCCGCCAUAAAAAUUAUGUUGAAGAAGUUUAUAUAAUUUCAAUUGGAGAAAAAACCUUGAUAAUAAAACCAUUUUCUUUUCCAAAUUUACAUGAAAAGAGGAAAGCAUAUUUGUUAACAUACAUACAAGCAUAGAUAUAAUAAAAAUGAUAUAAUAUGCACACUACAAUAGAACUGUAGUCAAAUAAAAAUAAAAAAAAACGAUUCGCUUAUAAAAAUUUAA